Molecule: messenger RNA, 930 nt
Organism: Bursaphelenchus okinawaensis
Lineage: Eukaryota; Metazoa; Nematoda; Chromadorea; Rhabditida; Aphelenchoididae
Source: the annotation of a GenBank genome assembly
AUGCACUGCCUCGCUUGGUGCACCUUCCUCCUGGCCCUAGUCAUGGGCCACGCUCUGGUUAAUAUACCCAACUUCUACAGGUUUGCGAUUGAUGUGGUGUUAGGUUGUGUUGUGAGUUUUGUGAAAUAGGCGACUUUACUUUUGUUUGUACCAAAUUAUGACAAUUUCAAAAAAUUUAAAAGCAAAAAAAAUGCAAAUUUCCUCAAAAAUGACCAAAUCUUUAAUGUUCUUUUUGUUUCAGAAUACCGUAGAGAUAUAGUAGCUUACCUAAACUCUAAGUAACUUUAUAAAUUCUUCUAUAGAAUCUUCUACACAAUUAGAAAGGCAUUUACUAUCAUAAAUCCUUAUCGUAGACUUAAAACAAGUGAAGAAAACUGAUUUUCAAAAAAUAUACAUUGAAGUUUUAAUAUUAAAAAGCAAGCUUUUUCUUUAUACGUAGUUUAUAUAUCGUAUUUUAUAACUCAUUGUGACCUACACUUUCCUUUCAGUAACCCAGCUCAACUUAUAAACGCCCGCCCUCUCAGAUCCAGUAAUCCCGUAAACUCAUUAACUCAAGAACACGUAAGUCUUUUUCAAAAUCUAUGUCAACAACAUACUCAAUGACAUAUAGUUACAGUAUGUCUAUGUCAACAAAAGCAAUUUCUGGCAUAUAACAAUUUGAUUAUAUGUAAAUGCUGGCUAAGGUGAUAAUGUCAUAGACACAUUUUGUGGCAAAUAACUUAAAGUGGAAAUUACUCUUGUUAUUAAAUAGCCACGAGUACAAUAUACUUCCGAUAUACAUACAAUGUCCACAUUCAAAUACAAAAAAUUUAGAAAUGGAAGCGACGUCGUGCAACACCGAUCCAAAUCUCUCCCUUCUUCUACCUGACCCCCAACGAAGAAGAUACCAUGGUUUACAUCCCUCCACAAUCCGCCUCAGUAACCGAAUAA